Drosophila sechellia is the source of this 1599-nucleotide messenger RNA. RefSeq names its product Fumarase 3 (gene Fum3). The transcript has 3 exons. Lineage: Eukaryota; Metazoa; Arthropoda; Insecta; Diptera; Drosophilidae. Gene Ontology annotation, biological process: fumarate metabolic process; malate metabolic process; tricarboxylic acid cycle. The coding region runs from base 96 to 1508 and encodes 470 amino acids. The record is from RefSeq and is a predicted model, not a curated record. Gene Ontology annotation, cellular component: mitochondrion. Gene Ontology annotation, molecular function: fumarate hydratase activity.
ACGAAAUCUCCUUCGGUUUUUUGUCAAAUUAUUCCAACUAGACACCAGAGCAUUUUUUGUACUGUCUACUAAAUAUAAUAUCUGAUUUUACCAGGAUGAGCUCCAACAAGAAGGUUGAGACGCGCCAAGAGAGCGACACCCUGGGACCCAUGGAGGUGCCCAUGGAUCGCUAUUACGGCGCCCAGACGAUGCGCUGCCUCAUAAACUUUCGCAUUGGCGGCGAGGAGGAGCGAAUGCCGCGCCAGAUAAUCCAGGCCAUGGGCAUGCUGAAGAAGGCGGCAGCCGAAACAAACCAGGAAUUCGGUUUGGAUCCCAAACUGAGCACGGCCAUUUCGAAUGCGGCGGAUGAUGUGAUCUCUGGAAAGCUUUAUGAUGAGGGUCACUUCCCGCUGCCCAUUUGGCAGACGGGAUCGGGCACCCAGAGCAACAUGAACAGCAACGAGGUUAUCGGGAAUAGGGCCAUCGAGCUGCUGGGCGGACGUAUUGGUACCAAGGACCCAGUGCAUCCCAACGACCAUGUGAACAAGUCGCAGAGCUCCAACGACACCUUCCCGUCGGCCAUUCACAUUGCGGUGGCCACUGCGCUGACCAAGGAUCUCCGACCGGCGGUUACCGCUCUGCGGGAUUCACUGCAGGCCAAGUCGAAUGAAUGGAAGGAUAUCAUCAAGAUCGGACGUACCCACACGCAGGAUGCAGUGCCGCUAACGCUGGGCCAGGAGUUCAGUGGCUAUGCACAGCAGCUGACCAACGGGUUGCAGAGGAUCGAUGCGGUCCUGCCGCGAGUUUAUCAGCUCGCACUGGGUGGAACAGCCGUGGGAACUGGACUGAAUACCCGCCGAGGAUUCGCCGAGAAGUGUGUCAAGCGGAUUGCCCAGCUCAGUGGAUUGCCCUUCGUGGUGGCGCCCAAUUUUUUCGAGGCCCUGGCCUGCCGAGAUGCCAUGGUGGAGGUGCAUGGAGCGCUCAAUGUCUUGGCUGUUAGCCUGAUGAAGGUCACCAAUGAUAUACGCUUUCUGGGAUCAGGACCACGUUGCGGACUGGGCGAGCUGUUUCUGCCGGAGAAUGAGCCGGGCAGUUCUAUCAUGCCCGGCAAGGUGAAUCCCACGCAGUGCGAGGCCAUGACCAUGAUCUGUGCCCAGGUAAUGGGCAACCACGUGGCCGUCUCCGUUGGCGGUGCCAAUGGACACUUCGAGCUGAACGUUUUCAAGCCACUGAUUGCAUCUAAUGUGCUCCGUUCCAUCAAACUGCUGGCUGAUGGGUGCAUCAGCUUCAACUGCAACUGCGUCAAAGGCAUUAAGCCUAACAAGGAGAAGCUGGCCAAGAUCGUGAAUGAGUCGCUAAUGCUGGUGACAGCCCUCAAUCCGCACAUUGGCUAUGACAAGUCGGCCCAGAUUGCCAAGGCGGCGCACAAGAAUGGAACUACUCUGAAGGUGGAGGCCUUGAACGCCGGCAUAUCGGAAAAGGACUUCAACGAGUGGGUGCGUCCCGAGAAGAUGCUGGGUCCUUCUUAGGUUUUCCGCCCAUGUUCCAUGUGUUACCCAUUCAUAAAUUCCAUAUUGCAAAAUUUAAUCGUUGGAAAUACAAUCGAGUGAAAGAUGUAAA